Messenger RNA from Fonsecaea multimorphosa CBS 102226, 873 nucleotides. RefSeq lists its product as uncharacterized. The record is from RefSeq and is a predicted model, not a curated record. Bases 1 to 873 code for a protein of 290 amino acids. Lineage: Eukaryota; Fungi; Ascomycota; Eurotiomycetes; Chaetothyriales; Herpotrichiellaceae. Gene Ontology annotation, molecular function: catalytic activity. The transcript has 2 exons.
AUGCCUUGGCAAAGAUUAAUCAGGUUUGAGGACACCGAGGGCAGAACUCACUUUGGUGAGCCAGUCAUUGACGGUGAUGCGAUCGUCGACAUCGACGAAGUUCUCCAGAGUCCUGCGUUGCGGGCUGAGGUGUAUGUUGGUACAUCGAUCUUCUCCCUCAACAAAGGCAUCAAGAUAGUCGGUGUGAAGAAAAUUCUGCCCCUCCUCUCUGCCGCCGAUAUUCCAAUCAUCAAAUGCAUUGGGCUGAACUAUAUGAAACACAUUCAAGAAGGCGGUCGAAAGCCCCCUCCAUAUCCCUCUGUUUUCAUCAAACCCAAAGCUUCAGUGGCCGGCUACCAUGAGGAUAUCGCAAUUCCCGAGCUCGCACAGGAGACUUUGGACUACGAAGGAGAAUUGAGUAUUGUCAUUGGCAAGACGGGAAAGGAUAUAGCAAAAGAAGAAGCCCUCGACUAUGUGGCUGGCUUUGUCGCCUCCAACGAUGGGUCAUGUCGAAAGUGGCAACGGGAUCCCGCUUUCGCUGGUGUUGUUCCUCAAUGGUGCUUCAGCAAAGGAUUUGAUAAGUUUGCACCAUUGGGACCAAUGUUGGUUUCCCCUCGAGUGGUGGGCAAUGCUGGGAAUCUCCAGCUAAGGACUCUAGUCAAUGGGGAAGUUCGGCAGGAUACCAAUACCAACGACCUCUUGUUCAAUGUCGAAACCAUAAUAUCGUUUGUAAGCCAAGGCACCACACUGGAAGCUGGAACUGUCAUCAUGACGGGAACUCCUUCGGGGGUCGCCAUGGGGAUGAGAGAUCCACUCUGGCUCAAGAAUGGAGAUUUGGUAGAGGUCAAGAUUGAAUCUCUGGGUUCGGUCAAAAAUCGGAUGGUUUUUGCAUAG